Molecule: messenger RNA, 1980 nt
Organism: Nicotiana tabacum (common tobacco)
Lineage: Eukaryota; Viridiplantae; Streptophyta; Magnoliopsida; Solanales; Solanaceae
Product: sterol 3-beta-glucosyltransferase
Molecular function (GO): UDP-glycosyltransferase activity
Source: RefSeq, a predicted model, not a curated record
ACUGCAUUCUGAUUGCUACUUGUACAUCGCAGUUCGAACUUACAAAUUGCUUUUUCAUGUGACUGGCUAACUGCCACAGAAUAUUCUCCUCAUAUUAAGGCAACGAAGCUGGGAGUUUUCAUGUGAGGAAUCGAAUUGGUGGGCAAAAGCAAGCAAGAUGAAGAGCAAACCAAGGGCUGUUUUCAUGGCUUUUGGAACUAAAGGCGAUGUCUACCCUGUUGCCGCCAUUGCUGCAGCCUUUGCUAGUGAUCAGGAACAAUAUCAAGUGGUUUUUAUAACUCAUUCAGCUCAUGAGAACUUGAGAGUGCACUUGAGAGCAAAUCAAGUUAUGUAUAUUCCAGUUUCAUCACCACCUGCCGUUUCGCCUCUUGAACAUUAUGGUUCAACGGAGGUUACUUUUUCUGCCCACAAAAGGGAAAUUACCCAGAAUCAUAGGCAUGAGUGUACUUUGAUCUUUGAGGAUAUCUUUGGAGAUGUCCCAAAUGUGGAGGGUGAUCUUAUUGCUAUUAAUUUCUUUGCUCUGGAAGGUUGGAGUCUUGCAGAGCUUUUUCAGAUCCGUUGCAUUGUGGUUGCUCCUUAUGUUGUUCCUUAUAGUGCUCCUUCAUCAUUUGAACGGCAAUUUAGGAAAGAACUUCCAGAUUUAUAUAAGUAUCUCCAGGAAGCUCCCAGUCACAAGGUUGGCUGGAAAGAUGUCAUCCAUUGGAUGUGGCCACUUUUCGCUGAGGAGUGGGGCUCAUGGAGAAGUUUGGACCUGAAGCUGAGUGCCUUUCCUUUUACGGAUCCUGUAACUGGUCUUCCAACAUUCCAUGAGAGGCUCCCGUCUCCUCUACUAUUGAAAACUGCUAUUGCACUUUCUGACAUACGUAUAUUCUCUUCUAACAUGCACUAUCCUGGUGCCUGUAUUACCUUUUGUAAAGAAGAACUGCUUUCUGACAUACAGUGGCUUGAUGACAGGUAUGGAUUUAGCAAAGAAAUUGUCGAAUACCCUGGUUAUUGGCCAUCAAAAGUGUGGGUUUGUGGCUUUUGGUUUCCUCCCAGGAAAUGGCAGUUUUCAUGCAAUGACUGUGCAGAAAUCUCUGCAUCUGGUAUUUCAGGGAAUUUGAAUCAGCAAAACAAACUGUGUUCUGCCCACCUCGGCUUGCAGUUUUUCAUCGAAUUUCCUGCUAAAGAGCUGCCUGUUUUCAUAGGACUGAGUUCAGUUGGAAGCAUGGGUUUCCUGAGGAACCCUCGUGCAUUCCUUCGGGUGCUUGGAACUGCAUUAGACAUAUCGGGUUGCAGAUUUAUUCUGUUCUCAGCUGGGUAUAAACCUUUAGAAGCAGCAAUUGAGUCAUAUGCCAAGGAAGCAUCCUCUUGUUCAGAACAAACACAUUGGAGUAAUGAAGGAGUUUCUCUUUUCGGAGGUCGACUCUUUUGUUUCUCUGGUUCCGUCCCAUACAACUGGCUGUUUCCAAGAUGUGCAGCUGCAAUCCAUCACGGUGGAAGUGGAUCCACUGCUGCUGCUUUACAGGCUGGAGUUCCUCAGGUGAUAUGUCCAUUUAUGCUGGAUCAAUUCUACUGGGCGGAGAGGAUGUGUUGGCUUGGUGUUGCCCCCGAGCCAUUGAGAAGAGAACAUUUGGUGCCAGAUACAGAUGAGGAUUUCUACAUCAAGGAAGCUGCAAACAUGCUUGUGAGGGCCCUGGACCAUGCACGGUCUUCUGAAGUCAAAGCCCGUGCUUUGCAGAUUUCUAAUAAAUUGUCAAAUGAGGAUGGAGUAUCAGAAGCAGUCCGUGUCAUAAAGGAAGAGCUAAGAAGUUGUCAAUAAUACUAGCGCUCAUUUUUUUUCUUUUUCUUCUUGGGUAUUACAUUAUAGUAGUAGUGGAUCCUUUUCUUUGUAACAAUUUAACGGCAUUUUAAAGUUUUCGUCAGGGUUUUCUCUUUCUUUCACACUUUUGUAGACACCCCUUUCUUGAUAGUUGAACUAAUAUGGAGUAUUAAACUGCA